This is a messenger RNA of Cuscuta campestris, 968 nucleotides long. The record is from the annotation of a GenBank genome assembly. Lineage: Eukaryota; Viridiplantae; Streptophyta; Magnoliopsida; Solanales; Convolvulaceae.
GGCGCCGUUGCCGGGGAGUGGCAAGGGCAUUAGUUUAAUUUCUUCUAAUUAGCUUGGGUGAAGAUUGGCUAGAACGAUCUUCUCACUUCUUUUUCACCAACCACCCAUAAUAAUUAUUAUGGAUAACUCCAGUACUUAUUACGGCCCGCCUUCUUACUACCAAUCACCCAACCGCCCCCCGUACCAAAUCCAUUCAUCUUACCACCCACAUCAGAACCCAUAUGAUGAUGACUUCCAAGUCAACAAUGGGUCAGACUACUAUCCCUACCAUGAGGAAACACCAUAUGAAACCCCGUCUAGGAACUUUGGAUAUUCUCCAUACCAAGAUUCUGAUGGGGAUAACUAUUAUGAACCUUAUGGAGAUAACGAUGACUAUGACCAAUAUGGGCCAAUGCACGACAAUCAAUAUGAUCCACUCGUCAAAGAAAUCAUAAGAUUAGAGCGGAAGAUCUUCUAUUUCGACGAAGUUUUAUUUGCUGAAGGCUCCUGGUACGAACCACCUUACUCCCGUGACUACACCUUGUUUGCUGAAGAACAAAUUAAAGCAAACAAGGUGGCAAUUCGAGAAAGAGCAAAACUUCUUGAAUCAGUCCGGAAGGAAAAGGAGUUCGAAAGGAAAUUAUGCGAAGGAUCAGAAUUGAUGCAGAAAAUGCUAGAUGACUUCUAAAGAGAGAGACUAGAAGUUGAGGCUAAAGCUGAUAAAUUAGUCAAUGAUCUCUGCAAGGCUGUUGAACUUAAACGCUCCCUCCAAUCUCAAGAUCAAAUUAGGGAGAUUAAUGUUCAAAAAGAGGCUCUAGAACCUAAGACCAACCCUGAAUCAUUCAACCAUCAGUAAGAGGUCUGAACCAUUAAGUGCUGAACCAGUAAGAGGUCUGAACCAUUAAGAGCUAGUAUAUUGCUUAACUAUUCAGAGGCAAAUGUCUGAUCAAUUCAGAUAAGAGGUCUUAACCAUUCAGACUCUGUAUAAU